Closterium sp. NIES-65 is the source of this 642-nucleotide messenger RNA. Lineage: Eukaryota; Viridiplantae; Streptophyta; Zygnematophyceae; Desmidiales; Closteriaceae. The record is from the annotation of a GenBank genome assembly.
AUGAAGUUGUGUGAGGUGGGGCGAGGCGGGGCGCAUGGAGUGGCAGUGCAUGGAGUGGCAGUGCAUGGAGUGGCAGUGCAUGGAUUGGCAGUGCGUGGAGUGGCAGUGCAUGGAGUGGCAGUGCAUGGAGUGGCAGUGCGUGGAGUGGCAGUGCGUGGAGUGGCAGUGCGUGGAGUGGCAGUGCGUGGAGUGGCAGUGCGUGGAGUGGCAGUGCGUGGAGUGGCAGUGCGUGGAGUGGCAGUGCAUGGAGUGGCAGUGCGUGGAGUGGCAGUGCGUGGAGUGGCAGUGCGUGGAGUGGCAGUGCGUGGAGUGGCAGUGCAUGGAGUGGCAGUGCGUGGAGUGGCAGUGCGUGGAGUGGCAGUGCAUGGAGUGGCAGUGCGUGGAGUGGCAGUGCGUGGAGUGGCAGUGCGUGGAGUGGCAGUGCAUGGAGUGGCAGUGCGUGGAGUGGCAGUGCGUGGAGUGGCAGUGCAUGGAGUGGCAGUGCGUGGAGUGGCAGUGCGUGGAGUGGCAGUGCAUGGAGUGGCAGUGCGUGGAGUGGCAAGCAGAAAGCGGAUGGAUGGAGGCAAAGGGGACAGCUCCACCAUCUGUGUGUGCGAUGGGUGGGAGUGUGCGAGCGGGCGGGGAGGAUUAAAGCCACGAUAG